Pseudocercospora fijiensis CIRAD86 is the source of this 2547-nucleotide messenger RNA. RefSeq lists its product as uncharacterized. The transcript has a single exon. The record is from RefSeq and is a predicted model, not a curated record. Bases 1 to 2547 code for a protein of 848 amino acids. NCBI's taxonomy places the organism in Eukaryota, Fungi, Ascomycota, Dothideomycetes, Mycosphaerellales, Mycosphaerellaceae.
AUGGGAAGUGUUUGGAAGCUCACAAGUCUCGCUGUAGCACCUCUCGAGCCGCCGCCGCCUCCGCCGCCGCCUUUCUCUGCACGCAACAUGCCUCCUCCAUCUUCGCCGCAGAAUGCGCCAUCUUCUUCACUGCAUCCGGGCGCGGGAGCGCCUCGAGGACCUCCUACGACUUCGCCGUUUGCAGGAGUACGCGACCUUGCAGGUAGUCACCAUCGCCCUGGGAUGUCCAUUUCCGCGAUCCUGGGUGGAGGAGAGGAGCGCAGACUGCACGAGUCUCCACACAGCUUGCAUGCCGGGCCAGCGCAGACUCCCAAGCCAAUGCAGCCAACUUCUCCAGGAAGAGCUCGGUCGUAUAGCAAUCGAGAGGGCGGAGAACGUGGCUACAACAAGUCAAGUCCUCCACGACCUGGAGUCUUUGGCGAACCAGCAAGAAUCGGAUCGGAGCCGAGAAGAGACGGUACAUUUGGAUCACCCCAAUUCCGUCGCGAGCCUCAACACAGCUUCCGGGCGUUUCAGGCGCCGAUGCAAGAGCAUGUACACCACUUGAAUGGCCACGGCGCGCCUGCUCGGCCUAUCAGCCAGCCUGCUGAGGUCGAGCGCCCGGGUGGCAUGCAAGAGCAGCGAGAGCCAAUAUUCGACCAUAGGACUGGUGGCUUUCGAUCUGCUGCGGAGCACCUACCACCAAGAAGUGCGGAGCCACCUAGGACAGAGCUUCACAGACACGAGCGGCCGCAUUUUCCUCACAAUGGAAUCACAUCACAUCCUCAAGAGCGACCUUCGUUUAGCAGUCCUCAGAUGGAGCGCGAGAGGAGCAAUCAGGGCGCCAUGCGCUAUCCUUCCGGACCUGGAUAUGGAGUUCACGCAAGAGAAGAACAAACAGCCCUGUUUAGACCGACAUAUCCGCCCACCUCGCACCCAGCCCCGGAACCUGCGAGAGAGUCUAUCGAAGGUAGAGCGGCAGAAAUGCGAAGACAAAUUUCACGUCAUUCGCCAACAGUCGGAGAGCUGGGCGGGUAUGAGAGGGGGCGUAAUGGUUUCCACGAGCGGCCCGUGACGCUGGAAGAACACCAGAGAAUGGAGACUAUUCAACGUGAGCAGCAGCGCAAGGAAAGCGAGAGCUCAAUGCACAAAGCAAUUCUCAACAUCAGUCCUGAACUGAAUCGUCGCGGCCGGAAUUCGCCAUUGCCACAAGCAGUCCAGGGAGCGCAGCCUAGGCAUAUUGGACCUGGCGGCGACAACCCGGGAAUCAAAAUGGAGUUUGGUCGCAUGUUCUCCGGGCUUGGUUCUGGCGUGGGUACAACCCCAGCACCCUGCCAUCCCAUCAAUGGCACCACGACACCGUCUCGCAUGAGCCCAGCAGCACGCCACGUGGAAAGCGGCGAUCUCGUUAGAUCAGCUGCGGCCGAGGUCACCGAGCAACGAGCAGCCAAGUCGGGAACGAGACUGGGAAGAAAAAGCGGACGACGUUCUCGCGACGAAAGUGACGGCGUUGAAGGACGGAACACUCCCGAUCCCCAGCGUGGUACGAGCAAACGGGCGAAGACUAUACACACAAGUCACCAUCACCACCAUGUACACCCGCAUCAUCACCAUCACCACCACCAUCACGAUGGAACCGAGGCUCCGGGAGCUUCUAAUAUGCUCCGCAACCCUUCAAAUCCCUUAUCGCACGCAAACCUGAUGGCCAACCAAGCACACCACCAUCAUCAUCACCAUGCGCAUCCUGUUGGCCAUCACCAUCACCACGCGCCAAGGAGCGCGCCCGCGACAAGGAAGCCGGCGACGAUUGUGCAGAAUAAGAGAGUUCUGGAUGAAGCUGCUGGAAAGCCGCGUAAGCAUUUGGGUACGCAACUAUACACGACUGAAUUGUCUCCUGCGCCUGCAGCAGAAACAACGGCCGAUUCCAAGAUCAAGUUUAGCAGCAAGAUGAAACCCAUACCAGUCUUCGCGGAAAAAGAAAACUGCACAUACACUGUUCGGGUACCUCGGUACUACCUGUCUUCAAGCCUUGCGCGAGCAAAAGAAUCGUACAGUUUCGAGGAAAUUUGCAAGCGGCGCCAAAUUUGGGGUACAGACAUAUAUACAGACGACUCCGAUGUCAUAGCUGCUGCAGUGCAUUCUGGCUGGAUCAAAGGCGACUUCGGCGAAUACAACGAAGAUCUCAACGAAGUGUUCGGCAAUGAUUCCGACAAUGACGGUCCGGAGGAGUCGCCACUAUCUCUAGACGCGAAACCAAGAAGGCCAGUUAAGGUACCAGAAGGCUUCGAUGCCCACAUCACAGUGCUGAUCCUGCCGGCUUUGGAGUCUUACGGAGCCACGAAUCGACACCAUGUGUGGUCUCGGGAGUGGAAGAAGCACGAUGGCAUGUCUUACAUGAUUCAUAGCAUUGAAUUUGUUGACGAAGGCGAGAUGAGCCGAUACGCAGAACGCAGCGGUGCGGCUCGCAAGCAGAGGAUCGCUCUAGAGGAGGCAGCUCGCAGGGAAGCAGCGGCUGGGCUGCUUAUGUUUGCGAAUGCAGCAACCUCUCGCGUCCAGGUCGGAGCAUAG